Messenger RNA from Naegleria gruberi, 2488 nucleotides. RefSeq lists its product as uncharacterized. Lineage: Eukaryota; Heterolobosea; Eutetramitea; Acrasida; Naegleriidae. Gene Ontology annotation, cellular component: exosome (RNase complex); P-body. Gene Ontology annotation, biological process: mRNA catabolic process. Gene Ontology annotation, molecular function: 3'-5'-RNA exonuclease activity; RNA binding. The record is from RefSeq and is a predicted model, not a curated record. The transcript has a single exon. The coding region runs from base 1 to 2448 and encodes 815 amino acids.
AUGAGCUCAGCAGCAGUCCUGCCAAACACAAGUGGAGACUCUUUGAAAAAGAGACAACAACCAAGCAAGCCAAGUAUUAAAAAAGAACCUGGUUGCGAUGACGGUAAUGUAAAUGAAAACAAACGACGUGGAGACAGAAAGAAUCACAAAAGUAGUAGCUCUAAGUCAAGGUUUGUUGAAUACAUUACACCUUCAGAAGUACAAGAGGGUUUAAAGAGUGGAACACUCUUUGAAGGUAUUCUUCAUGUAAAUCAACAAAACAGACAGUUAGCUUUUGUUGUUUUAGAUGAUCCAGUUAAACAAAAACUUCAACAUGACAUGGAUGUCAGAAUUAGUGGAGAAGCAAGAAGAAACAGAGCUCUCCAUGGUGACAAGGUAGUUAUUAAAAUUGAUGAAAGAAGUGAGUGGACAGAAAGAAAAAUCUCACUCAAUCAACACCAAAGGUGUGACGAGCCUGGAGGUGAAUAUGAAGAUGAAGCUAAUGACGGUAAUGAAGAAGAAAAUGUACCUUCUGAUAGUUUCAAGAAGGUAUUCCAACCAACAGGUAGAGUCGUAGCAAUCAAAGAAAAGUCAAAGAAAAGAGAUUUUGUUGGUUUCUUGACAACCUCCAGAGAAAAUGGAGUAAUUGACCAAGCAGAUCAACACUGUAUCUUUAUUCCAUUAGAUAAGAGAUGUCCAAGAAUGGUUGUUCCAUUAUCUCAAUGCCCUGAAUCAUUUAAGACUAAUCCAAAUGGUCAUGGUAUGGAGUUAUAUGUAGUACAAUUUGUUACUUGGAAUGAAAAGUCAACACUUCCAUAUGGUAAAUUGAUCAAACAUUUGGGAAGAGCUGGUAAUCUUGAAACAGAUUUAGAAUCAAUCAUUAUUGAUUUUGAAGUUGAUACAUCUUCUUACACAGAGAAGGUUAUUGAUGAAAUCAAAUCAGAUUUAAAUAUCCAGUCCACCAAUGAUUGGACAAUUCCAGUAGAGGAAUUAGAAAAGAGAAAGGAUGCUAGAGGUGAAAGAGUUUUCACUAUCGAUCCUAAACAUGCAAAGGAUUUGGAUGAUGCCAUUUCCAUUAGCAAGUUAAAUGAUAAUCUUUUCAGAGUUGGUAUCCACAUUGCAGAUGCCUCUUAUUUUGUAGCAGCUGGUUCAAAGCUCGAUAGAAUUGCUCAACGUAGAGCAACUAGUGUCUAUUUGGAACACUUAAUUGUUCCAAUGCUUCCUCACUUCCUUUCAGAUGAUAUUUGCAGUUUAUUGCCUUCAAAGGACAGAUUGGCAUUCAGUAUUUAUGUUUUAUUGGAUGCCAAUGGUGAAUUGGUCAAAGAUCAAGAAUCUGUUUUCCAAAAAUCUGUUGUGAGAUCAUGUGCCAAAUUGAGUUAUGAAAUUGCUCAACAAGUUAUUGGUGGUGAAAUCAAAUCAGAUUCUGAAAUUUCUCAAGAUAUUUGUCCAAGAGAAGGAGAUAUUUUCUGCCCAAACCUUGGUGGAUCUUUAGUAGAAGAUAUCACCAUGCUUCAUAAACUUGCAAUGAAGAGAAGAGAGAGUAGACUUGAAAGUGGUACUCUCUCCCUCAACAAACCAAGAAUUCAACUCGAAUUAUCAGAGGACAAUCAAAGUGUCAAAUCCAUCAAUGUAAAGGAAGAAAAGGAAAGCAAUAAUAUGAUUGAAGAGCUUAUGCUUUUGGCUAACUAUUUGGCAGCUGAAAAGUUAUUGAAAUCAUCCAAUGAUACUGUUUUACUUCGGUCACAUGGAAGUCCAUUGGAGAAGAAGAUGAGUGAUUUUAUUGACUUUUGUAACAGUGCCAAGUUAGACAUUAAUGUAGAGUCUGCAGCAGAACUUGAUAACAGUCUUAGAAGCAUUACUGACACUGAAGUUUCAGCAGUAGUUAAUCUUGAGGCAACAAAAGCAAUGCAAACAGCCAAAUAUUUUGCUUACUCUGAUAAGAAUAACUGUCUUUCAACCCAUCACUAUGCUCUUAACGUUCCAUACUAUACUCACUUUACAUCGCCUAUCAGAAGAUAUUCUGAUAUUAUUGUACAUAGACAAUUAGAAUCAGCUCUUUUUGCAUCACCAAUUCCUUAUACAUAUGAAUUGAAGAAACUUAUUGAUAUUUGUAAUAAGAAAUCAACAUUGGCAAAGAAGGCUGAAGAACAAACCAAACAUAUUUAUUUUUGCCGUUACAUUGAAGAAAAUCCAGAAAUUGCUAAAGUUUCAGGUAUUAUCAGAGGUUUGAGUGGCAAGACCAUUAGAGUAGUAGUUCCACAUUUUUCUUUGGAAUGUAAACUUCCAAUUGAUUCUUUCAGAUCUAGAAUCAAGGACAAGAAACAUGACAAGGAAACAGGAAUUCUACACUGGACUUGGACUGAAACUGAACAAGAAGAAAAAUUACGUCUCUUUGACAAACUUCCUGUUAGACUUUAUGUUAAGAGAUUUAAUCCAAUUCCUGAAAUUUGCAUUUCCUUGGAUAAAUAGAAAAAAUUAAAAUCUGUGAAUAAAAAAUUAAUUAAUUCUA